This is a messenger RNA of Lutra lutra (Eurasian river otter), 6346 nucleotides long. It is a transcript of the gene IRS4, whose product is annotated as insulin receptor substrate 4. Gene Ontology annotation, cellular component: plasma membrane; cytosol. Gene Ontology annotation, molecular function: phosphatidylinositol 3-kinase binding; insulin receptor binding. NCBI's taxonomy places the organism in Eukaryota, Metazoa, Chordata, Mammalia, Carnivora, Mustelidae. The coding region runs from base 1 to 3798 and encodes 1265 amino acids. Gene Ontology annotation, biological process: insulin receptor signaling pathway. The transcript is spliced from 2 exons. The record is from RefSeq and is a predicted model, not a curated record.
AUGGCGAGUGGCUCCUUCGCUCGCGACCAAGCGACAAGGAGACUGAGGGCUGCAGCAGCGGCAACGGCGGCGGCUCUCUCUGCGGUGGCGACCACCCCGCUCUCCUCGGGCACCCCUACCGCACUCAUUGGGACCGGGUCGUCUUGUCCGGGAGCCAUGUGGCCCUCCACGGCCACCAGCUCCCGGUCAGACUCGGAGUCCGAUGAGGAGGACCUCCCCGUCGGGGACGAGGUCUGCAAACGCGGCUACCUUCGGAAGCAGAAGCACGGCCACAGGCGCUACUUCGUGCUCAAACUCGAGACAGCCGACGCCCCGGCUCGGCUGGAAUACUAUGAAAACGCCAGGAAGUUCCGGCACAGUGUCCGCGCCGCGGCGGCGGCGGCGGCGGCUGCCUCUGGCGCCGCGGUCCCCGCGCUCAUCCCGCCGCGGCGUGUGAUCAUCCUGUAUCAGUGCUUCUCCGUGAGCCAGCGAGCCGACGCCAAAUACCGACACCUCAUCGCCCUCUUCACCCAGGACGAGUACUUCGCCAUGGUGGCCGAGAACGAGUCGGAGCAGGAGAGCUGGUACUUGCUGCUCAGCCGCCUCAUCCUCGAGAGUAAGCGCCGCCGCUGCGGCACGCCGGGCGCGCUGCCGGAUGGGGAGCCAGCCGGGCCGGCGGCUGCAGCGGCGGCGGCCGAGCCACCCUUCUACAAGGAUGUGUGGCAGGUAAUAGUCAAACCCAGGGGGCUGGGGCACAGAAAAGAGCUGAGCGGCGUGUUCCGGCUCUGUCUUACCGACGAAGAGGUGGUGUUCGUGAGGCUGAACACCGAAGUGGCCAGCGUGGUCGUCCAGCUCUUGAGCAUCCGUCGCUGCGGGCACUCGGAGCAGUAUUUCUUCUUGGAAGUCGGCAGAUCCACGGUCAUCGGCCCCGGGGAGCUCUGGAUGCAGGUCGAUGACUGUGUGGUGGCCCAAAACAUGCACGAGCUGUUUCUGGAGAAGAUGAGAGCCCUGUGUGCAGAUGAGUACCGAGCCCGCUGCCGCAGCUACAGCAUCAGCAUCGGCGCCCACCUGUUAACCCUGCUGUCCGCUAGGAGGCACCUGGACACGCUGCCACGCGAGCCCGGCGGCUGGCUGAGAAGGUCCCGCUUUGAGCAGUUUUACCACCUCAGGGCCAUUGGCGACGGGGAAGACAAGAUGCCCCUCACCAGGCGCUACCUGACACCCAGCGAACCCGUGCCCACCUCCAGGCGAGCAAGGCUGCACCUGCCUAGAGCGCGCAGGUCCAGGAGAGCGAUUUCAGCGCCUGCCGGCUAUUUUCGCCGCCUCCCAACCAGCCCGGUACGUGUCCCACAUCCUGCAGAAGUCCCGAACCACAGAGCUGGCCUGUCUCCUGAAGCCUCUGGAUCUGGCAACUCUGGGGAAGAAGACAGUCCCCAAGGCCAAGAGACUCAGGAAGGAAACGGAGGUGACUACAUGCCCAUGAACAGAUGGGGCUCAGGCAACGGCCGGGGUUCCGGAAGUGGCCAGGGCUCAAGUGGCCAAGGCUCCAGUAGCCAGGGUUCACGAGGUAGCCAGUGCUCCGGCGGGGGGCAGGGCUCCAGUGGUGGCCAGGGCUCCAGUGGUGGCCAGGGCUCCAGUGGUGGCCAGGGUGCAGGAGGAAACCAGCGGUCAGGAGAUGGCCAGGGCACUGCAGGUGGGCAAGGCUCGGGCAGUGGCCAGGGAGCCAGCGGCGGUGGACAUGGCUCUGGCGGUGGGCGGGCACCCGGAGAUGGCCAUGGCUCAGGCGGGGGUAAAAGCCAUGGAGGGGGCAAAGGCUCAGGAAGUGGGAAAACCUCGGAGGGCAAUGGUGAGCAUGGAAAAUCUCUGAAGAAAAGGUCCUACUUUGGCAAAUUAACUCAAAGCAAGCAGCACGUGCCACCCCCUCCACCUCCACCCCCACCAGCUGGAGCAACUGGUGGCAAAGGGAAGUCUGGGGGAAGGUUCCGACUUUACUUUUGCGCUGACAGGGGAACCCCAAAAGAACGCAAAGAGGCCAAGGAGGUCAAAGACUUAGAGACACUGGAAGGUAUAGCUCAGGGGCCCCACAGAGCCAGAGCUUUUGACGAAGAUGAGGAUGACCCUUACGUGCCAAUGAGGCCGGGGGUGGCUGCCCCUCUCCCAAGCUCCAGUGAUUAUAUGCCAAUGGCUCCUCAAAACUUCGCUCCUUCAAAAAUGCACCACUCUCGAUCACCUUUUGAAGAUUCAAGAGGGUACAUGAUGAUGUUUCCCAGAGUGAGCUCACCACCUGCCCCAAGUCCCCCGAAAGAGGCAGAUCCUGAAAAGGAGGAUGAGUCAAAGGACAAUGACAGUGAGAGUGACUAUAUGUUUAUGGCUCCUGGAGCUGGUGCAAUUCCAAAAAACCCCCCAAAUCCUCAGGGUGGCUCUUCCUCUAAAAACUGGAGCUCUUACGUUUCCCUGCCAAACCCUUUUCAGGGCUCCGCAUUGGGACAGAGUGACCACAGUGAGUAUGUACCAAUGUUACCUGGAAAGUUCCCAGGGAAGGGCCUAGACAAGGAAGCCUCAUCCAGCGGGGGCCCCAAAGAUGCAGUUUCAAAGCCUUCAGCUGAGGGGUCAUUCUCAAAGCGUGGAGAUGGGGCGUCACUGACAAAGCCUUCAGAUGAUGGCCCCCCCGAGAACAAGGCUAAGAGACCUAACAGCCUCUCUUUCAUCACAAGAGGAAAUAAAAUCAAGCCAAAAUCACAAAAACCCACUCGUGAGCAGAGAGGAGCUGACAGCUCUCACGACUACGUCAACAUUGACUUCACUAAGAGAGAGAGCAAUGUGCCUGCCCCCUUUAUUCACGGACUGCCAGGUUCGUGGGGCAUCAUUGCUGGCCCCAGACCCUCAGCCUUUUCUAACUAUGUGAACAUUGAGUUCGGACUGCCAUUUCCAAACCCAGCACACAGGCUCUCGAAUCUUUUAAGAGCCAUUCCAGGUGCCAACCCCCUUUAUCUGGAAGGUGCUAGGUGGCCACUUGUGCCUCUUCCUCCCAACACUGCAGGUGGCAGUGCGAAUGAGGAAGAGGGUGACUACAUUGAAGUGAUUUUCAAUCCAGCAAUGACACCGGCCUUGCCUUUUGGUGACAGGGCCAUUCGCUAUGAUGCCGAAACAGGUCGCAUCUAUGUGGUCGACCCAUUUUCAGAGUGCUGUAUGGACAUUUCGCUCUCCCCUGGCCGCUGUUCCGAGCCACCACCUGUAGCCAGGCUGCUGCAGGAAGAACAACAGCCAGAGCGAAGACGCCCGCAAAGCCGUUCGCAAAGUUUCUUUGGGUCGGCCAGGGCCGCGGUCUCGGCUUUCUCAACCGACAGCCUCGAGAGAGACCUCUCGAGCCCCUUGGCCGCGGCCGCUGCUGCUUCGGCAGCUGCACCCGCCUUAGCCUUGAGCCAGGCGUUUGCCGCCGCCUCUGCCCUCGUAGUGGCCCCGGGCAUCGGGGCAGCCGCCAGGGGCUUGGAGGCCGCCGCAGGCUUUAACUCCGCCUCCGCCCGCUGGUUCCAACCUGUUGCUGGCGCCGCGGCCGCUGCCGAAGCGGUCAGGGGAGCCCCAAACGUGGCCGGUGGCUCGAACCUGGGAGCCCCCAACCCAUCUGCAGACCCAGCUGGCGGUGAGAACGGGGCCGCAGCGGCCGCCCCCCGACCGCCGCCGCGCCGCCCGGUGCCGAGACCCCCGGGGCGAGAGGAUCCUUACGACGACGACGACGACGACGACGACGACGACAUCUACGUGAGAAUGGACUUUGCCAGACCUGACAACAAGAAGUUCGACUCUCCCCGCAGAGAGUGAUUUCAUUGCCACAAAAACACACUUUAGAAGACAAGUGAUGCUUAUGAAGUUUCAUCUUUGUCCACUCCAGAUCUGCCUAAAAGAAAGAAAAUUCAGAGGCUUCUGAAUAGAAAACAGCCUGAAUUUCUAGAAGCUGAAAAACGGAUGCUGGCAGGUGAAUGAUCCUAACAUAGAUCAUUCGUCCUGCUGCUUUAUGGAUCAAGUAAUUUUGAGUGGAGAAAUUCACUCUGUACUUUGUUUUUAUUUUCUGGUUCCCCCCCCCCCCCAAAUCUCUUUGAAAGGAAACAAAUAUUACAAAAGCAAGGCUCUCAUAACUCCUUUCUCCCUUUAAAAAAAUGUUGUUUACAUAUGUAUAAAUGUGGCCAACACCAAUUUCACUGAUGUUUAACACUUAGAUUUAGUUUUGAAGUUGAAAAUCCUUUACACAAGAGCAGAAAAAGAAAAAAAAAGUUACGUUCAUGAGAAGGUAGGUAUAAUCUGGAAUCUUUUUCUUCUGAGUACAUAAAACAUACAUAAUACAUUUCUUGAUCAAGGUAUUAAAUGUCAACUAGACUUGAUGGGACAUAUUCAGUAUCUUAAAGACAGGACCAAAGGACAGACUACCGCAGUUUUUCCUCAUUAACUGCAACAUUCUGUCCACAUUAAAUGUCAACUGAACUUCUAUCUUGAAUGAGCACUUUCAACAUUUUAAAGGCAGAUCAGAGGAACAGAUUAUUUGUUCAUAUUCUGCGAUGUUCUGCCUGCAAAUCAAUUGAGCAUUUCCAAACCAUUUUUUUUUUAUUUUGAAACCUACAUUUUCCCCUUUAAAGAAACAAAGUUAUUCAAAGUCUCCUCACAGAGCCCCUCUCUGCCUCUCUGGGCCUGCCCCCGCCAACCCCCCAUUCUCCCCCCCCCCCUCUGGCUCUCUGCUGGACACACACUUUCCCUCCCAUGCCCAGGGCUCCUAUUAAGAGAUCAGUUUCCCGUAUUCAAGAAAUUGCUGUUGUAUGCAUCAAUCAAUAUUCUGAAACUUAAGCCAAAAGGAACCUCUUAUAAGGCCUGUUUUCCUUAAGGAUAAUGAGCCUGUAUAAGAUGUAUCAAAUUAAAAAAUCAGAGCAAGCAUCCUCCUCCUGUUUUUGCUUGCCUCUGAUGGAAACUGAAUUAAGAUUUUAGGAACCUGGACCUUUGAGACAUGACACUAACAGGUGGUGAUCACAGAGGAUAGGUACAAAGGUCUUGAAGCUUGCUUAGAGCUUUGUUUCGUGGCGGCACACAAAUUAGAACUUGUGCCAUCACUGGCAAACCUCAUCGUAUCACAGAUGGGUGUGAGUGUCUGUGUAACUGUGAGUGCUAGUGUGUGUGCGUGCACACAUAUUUGUGUGUAUGUACACCUUUGUGUACCUGUGUUCACGUGAUUGUGGGUGUACCUAUUGUGGAAACUCUGUUAAAAAAAAAUUGCUUCGCAUUUAACGUGCAACUUUGAAGUAGUGUACUAUUUACCUGAAGUUUUUUGCCACUCGGUUUUGAUGUCUUUGAACGUGUACUUCUAUCUUCAAGCAGGCUUUCUAGUACAUGUUGCUAAACUAACUUUUCCGAAGAGCCGAGUUGACUUUUGUUGUUUUUCCUUGCCUACCAACCAAAGGGAUGGAGGGGGCUCUUUUUUUUUUUUCCCUCGUGAACGGGGUGGGGAGAGGAUGUAACCGCAGUCCUAGUCACUCCUUCAGUGCCUGGUGAUCGUGAGGGCAGUAGGUUUCGUCAGUUCCUUUAGACUCUUCUCUUUUCCCAACCUAAUCAAAUUGUGUGUUGUGGCUUUUGUUCAGUAUGGUAACAGUGCACUCUCUAGGCAGCCUUUCUUUUUUAAGCCUUCUGUCACCAUUUUUAUUUUCAACUAAGUUUUAAGUCACAAUCGUUCAGAAUUGUGGAAAGCAAAGAUGAUUUGGGGGAAAAUGCUCUGUUGCUUUAUUUGUAUAUUAGGUUCAGGGGGCUGCUGGCAGACAGGGUAGAGCAUUGAGUGUAACACUUACUGAAUAAAUAGAUGGGAAACCCCAUACACAAUAGUACCUACAAACAGUCACAGAUACAAGUAGUCACAGGUACGUAAAGUCACGGGUAGAGCAUAACAAAUAUGCAGUCUUUCUGACACUACUUCUUACUUUACAGACACAACUGGUUUAUUCAGUAUUGUGCUGGAAGAAUCCUUUUAGAAUAUGUGUGCCAGGAUAUCACUUACUUUCCAGCUACUGGUUUAUGCUGCUGUUAAGAAAAAAACAGUGAUGGAACGAUUAUUAUUAUUAUUAUUUAAUUUUAUUUUUGUUUUUUAUUUUAUUUUAUUUUUUCUUGGUUUUGUGACCUCUACAUUUAAUUUGGUAUCAGACACAGUCACUUGGUCAGUAAAAACUAAAACUUUACAGUUCCAGUGGUUCAUCACAUUUGCUCUUUCUGCUUCACAGAUCUGCUUUGAGUUGCUCUGGCUUUGUCUUCCUUUGUAAAUACUCUUGUUUCUUUGAAAACAUCUCAUUUGCUGUUUGGGGAGACAACCUUGCAACUUUGUAUAGUGUUUAUAUAUAUA